AGAAUCAUACGAAAACGAGUUUAUUUUAUUUAUUUAUGAACGAGGACAACACUUUACCGAAUUAAAUUAGCCGCGAAGAAAAACGAAUUGAAGAAAAAGUACAAAGUUUCUGCAAAAUUUUAUUAACAAAAACCCCUCAUUUUUUUUUCUCUUCUUUCACUCUCUCACUUCAAAUUGUUCCGUCAAAUGGGUGACACCAAUACCGAAAGCAGCGAUUUCACCUCCGAAGACGAAGGCACCGAAGAUUACCGACGCGGCGGCUACCACGCCGUCCGAAUCGGCGACACUUUCAACUCCGGUCGGUAUGUCGUUCAGAGCAAGCUUGGGUGGGGCCAUUUCUCUACUGUCUGGCUCGCUUGGGAUACUCAUCAUUCUAGAUAUGUGGCUUUGAAAGUUCAAAAAAGUGCUCAGCAUUACACCGAGGCUGCCCUAGAUGAGAUAACUAUUUUGCAGCAGAUUGCGGAGGGAGACAAGGAUGAUAAAAAAUGUGUGGUUAAGCUUUUGGACCAUUUCAAGCAUUUUGGUCCGAAUGGACAGCAUGUUUGUAUGGUUUUUGAGUAUCUUGGGGAUAACCUCCUAACUCUUAUUAAGUAUAGUGAUUAUCGUGGAAUGCCUAUUAACAUGGUUAAAGAGAUAUGCUAUCAUAUUUUGGUUGGAUUGGAUUACUUACAUAGACAGCUUUCUAUCAUACAUACGGACUUGAAGCCCGAAAAUAUCCUUCUUUUAUCAGCGAUAGAUCCGUCUAAGGAUCCUAGAAAAUCUGGCGCUCCUCUUAUUCUUCCUAACAGUAAAGACAAAACGCUAGAGUCGACGGUUUCAAGAGACACAAAAACAUCCAAUGGAGAUUUGUUUAAGAAUCAUAAGAAAAAUAUUAAGAGAAAGGCUAAGCAAGCAGCUCAUGGAUGUGCUGAGAAGGAAGCAUCUGAAGGAGUUGAUGGUAAUCCUGAAACCUCUGGUGCUGUAGAAUCAUCUCCCCAUGCAAGUUCUGCAAGAGAACAAACUUCUAAUUCUGCUGGCACUAGUAAGAUAUCAGAUGCUGAUGAAGCGAAGUCAAAAGAGCAGGGCAACAGAAGAGGGAGCAGACAGAAACUGCUUGCCUCUGUUGAUAACAAAUGCAAGUUAGUUGACUUCGGUAAUGCUUGCUGGACAUAUAAACAGUUUACAAAUGAUAUUCAGACUAGGCAAUAUCGGUGCCCAGAGGUAAUCCUUGGAUCAAAAUAUUCUACAUCAGCAGAUCUUUGGUCGUUUGCUUGCAUAUGUUUUGAGCUUGCAACUGGAGACGUGUUAUUUGAUCCUCAUAGUGGCGACAACUUUGAUAGGGAUGAGGACCACUUGGCAUUAAUGAUGGAACUUCUUGGAAUGAUGCCGCGUAAGAUUGCACUAGGGGGGCGUUAUUCCCGGGAUUUCUUCAAUAGAUAUGGUGAUUUGAGACAUAUCCGUCGGUUACGAUUCUGGCCGUUAACUAAAGUGCUCACGGAGAAGUAUGAUUUUAAUGAGAAAGAUGCAAGUGACAUGAGUGACUUUUUGGUUUCUAUCCUUGACUUUGUUCCUGAGAAACGACCUACAGCUGGUCAAUGCCUGCUACAUCCAUGGAUGAAUGCAGGUCCGCGUACUUUGGAACCAUCAGUGCCUUCUUCUAAUCACAACCCUGCUGCUGAAACUGCUACUUCUGACCAGAAGAAUAAGGACAAAGAUGAGAGGGAGGCCAUGGAGGCUGGAAUGGGAAAUAUUGCUAUCAAUUCAGAUUGUAAGCCACUAAUGCAUUCACCAUCAAAUAAAAAGCCUCUCAAGGCAGCAGCAAGUAGUUCAUCAUGAAAGAGCUAUUUCCCGUGUAAUUGUAUUUAUUGUCUGCGCAUGCCCAAUGAUGUCUGUGUGAAUUGUUUUGGGGGCAUGUUUUCUGAACUGCUGGAUUUGGACGGAGUUGCACUUGUUUGAAACUAGCUGCCAGGCUUGGUGCUAGCUAGUCCCUUCAAGUCUGCCAUACAACACCACAAGGAUACUCCGUGAGCUAUAUAUCAUGUACCUUGUUUCUCAUGUCAAAGAUGAUGGCCUUUGUUCCAUGUUCCCAUUGACUUGUUUGUUAACAGUUGCUCAUUGUCAUGACUUAUGAUGUAUGUACUCUUGUGCGGAAUGAUAUUCCUGAUAUAUGAAAACAUUGCUGACCUGCGCCUCAGAGGCAUUCUUCAUUUCA
Messenger RNA from Vicia villosa (hairy vetch), 2191 nucleotides. RefSeq names its product protein kinase dsk1-like. The record is from RefSeq and is a predicted model, not a curated record. NCBI's taxonomy places the organism in Eukaryota, Viridiplantae, Streptophyta, Magnoliopsida, Fabales, Fabaceae. The coding region runs from base 187 to 1815 and encodes 542 amino acids. Gene Ontology annotation, molecular function: ATP binding; protein kinase activity. The transcript is spliced from 4 exons. Gene Ontology annotation, biological process: protein phosphorylation; spliceosomal complex assembly; regulation of mRNA processing.